CCAAAAACAUAUAUCCUUCAUUCUAUAUAGCACUUCUCAUUUUUGUCUUUUCAAAAAAAAAAUGUCUGGGGUUUGGGUGUUCAAAAACGGCGUGUUUCGAUUAGUCGAGAAUCCUCAGGCGGAGGCAUCGGAAGGAAGACAUGGGAAGAGAAAGAUGUUGGUUCACUUGCCGACCGGAGAAGUGGUAAAUUCUUAUGCUUUUCUUGAAAGAAUAUUGGUUGGCUUAGGUUGGGAGAGGUACUAUGACGGAGAUCCUGAUUUGUAUCAAUUUCAUAAACAUUCUUCUAUUGACCUAAUUUCUCUACCUAGAGAUUUCUCCAAAUUCAACUCCAUUAAUAUGUAUGAUAUUGUGGUAAAAACCCCUAAUGUAUUCCAUGUUAGGGACAAAUGAUGAGUUUUCAUGCUACUAUGAAGUUUGUGUGGUUUUAUAUACAUAUAUAAUAUAGCUAGAGUUUUAUGGAAACUCUAGGGAUUAAGCUUGUUGUUUUAUUUUUGGUUUAUGUUCAUAAGAGAGGAGAAUAAGUAAAUUAUAUUUAUAGGAUGAGUGAUGGUGUUGAUGUUUAUGACUAGUAGUGUAUAUUUGCUUGGAGUGUUUUUUUGUAACAUAUUGAGUAUUGUUUUAUAAU
Molecule: messenger RNA, 626 nt
Organism: Vicia villosa (hairy vetch)
Lineage: Eukaryota; Viridiplantae; Streptophyta; Magnoliopsida; Fabales; Fabaceae
Product: flowering-promoting factor 1-like protein 2
Exons: 1
Coding region: 62-391 (109 amino acids)
Biological process (GO): regulation of flower development; vegetative to reproductive phase transition of meristem
Source: RefSeq, a predicted model, not a curated record